Messenger RNA from Mercenaria mercenaria, 693 nucleotides. RefSeq lists its product as uncharacterized. The transcript is spliced from 3 exons. The record is from RefSeq and is a predicted model, not a curated record. Lineage: Eukaryota; Metazoa; Mollusca; Bivalvia; Venerida; Veneridae. Bases 1 to 693 code for a protein of 230 amino acids.
AUGGCAGAAAAGACAGUUUCAACAGAACACAAAACUGAGCUGGAUUAUCAGUUAGAUUUCCUGAACGAUGACUACUUCUAUAUUCCGUUUGGUCAAAAUGAUGUUACUGUUUGGCAGCUCCUUACUGUCGACACGCAACAACUCUACGACGCCAAGAAUGAUACUAGUAAUCAAGUAGAAAACAAAGAGAACACCCCAGCAGAAGUGUGCAACAGUAGAUUUCAGAAGCCGCGGUCUACAGUAGGUAUCAAGAAUAAGCAGAGGAACGCUGUUCCUGCCAUCACGACUCGAAGUAAUAUAUGGGCGAUAAAUGUGUGGAAAGAAUGGGCCGAGAGUCGCAACCUGCAACCAGAAACUGCGUCGGAGCCGGGCUUUCCAAUUCCUCUGGAUAUCGGAAAUGGAGUUUGGCUUCAACGCUUUAUUUGUGAAAUUAAGCGGAAGAACGGUGAACCCUACCCGCCAGCAACUUUGCAAAAUAUUGCAGCAGGAAUUCAACGUUAUUUACCCGAGGCUGUUGAGAAUGGCAUGGUGAUAAGCACCACCAGACAUAUGAAAAUGUCUGGAUACAGAGUUUUGUUUGUGUCUUUUAACGUUGCACUAAUGUCAGAAGGCUUUGUUUCUUCCAAAGACCACCGUACUCUCCAGCGGGCAACUUCACGUCUGAAGCUUUCACGAUCUCCACUGAAGUCGUAA